This is a messenger RNA of Topomyia yanbarensis, 1902 nucleotides long. RefSeq lists its product as uncharacterized. The coding region runs from base 1 to 1902 and encodes 633 amino acids. Lineage: Eukaryota; Metazoa; Arthropoda; Insecta; Diptera; Culicidae. Gene Ontology annotation, molecular function: zinc ion binding; nucleic acid binding. The transcript is spliced from 3 exons. The record is from RefSeq and is a predicted model, not a curated record.
AUGUCUGGAUUGGAGCGAAAGAUACAAAAUCUUAAAACCCGCCGGCGCAGCAUCGCAACGUCGUUUAAUUUAAUCAGGAGAUUUGUUGCCGAAUAUAACGCUGAAAGAGAUGCUGCCGAGGUACCAGUUCGUAUAGAAGCAAUCGUGUCGUUGUGGGCAGAUUUUAACACUGUUCAAGCGGAGUUAGAAACCACGGAUGAGUCACCAGAUGCACUUGAAGGAUACUUGAAGGAGAGAGCCGAGUUCGAAUCAUUGUUCUACAUGAUUAAAGGAUUCCUUCUGCAGCAUGUUCCUGCAACAACCACCACAGUGGCACCAACACCACAAAUAAACCCCACGAACCGCGUGAAACUGCCCGAUGUGAAACUGCCAAUAUUUGAAGGGAAAUUUGAGACUUGGCUAAAUUUCCACGAUUUGUUCGUAUCGUUAGUACAUUCGUCAACCGAUUUGUCGAGCAUUCAAAAGUUUUACUACCUUCGAUCGUCACUCGGAGGUGAAGCGUUAAAACUAAUACAAACAAUACCGAUAAGCGCAACUAACUAUCCUGUCGCAUGGAAUUUAUUGGUCGAGCAUUUCCAGAAUCCCACUGUAUUGAAAAGAAAUUAUGUACAAACCUUAUUUGACUUUCCAACCCUACGCCGUGAGUCAGCUACCGAUCUGCAUGCACUGGUUGAACAAUUCGAAGCGAACGUCAGGGUGUUGAACCAAUUGGGAGAGCACACCGAAUAUUGGGAUAUUCUUCUUGUUCACUUUCUCGCCAGCCGACUGGAUUCUGUAACACGACGUGACUGGGAAGAACAUUCAGCAGUUCAUGAAACCAUCAGUUUCCGAGGCCUUACCGAUUUUAUUCAGCGAAGGGUGAACGUCCUGCAGCAAAUUACCACCAAACCAGUGGAAGCACAGCAGCAACAUCAAUCAAAAAAUAAGAAACCAUAUCAGCCUCGUUUGGGAACGCACGGAGCAUUUCAAGAUCAUCGAUCCCGAAAAUGCAUCGCAUGCUCUGAGGAGCACACAAUUUAUCAAUGUAACACUUUUGCUCGUUUGCCGAUCGAUGAGAAGGAGAGACUCAUAAAACGGAAUCAUCUCUGCCGUAAUUGUUUCCGUAGAGGGCAUUUCGCUAGAGAAUGUGCUUCGGAGAGUUGCUGUAAAAAAUGUAAAGCAAGACAUCACACACUAUUGUGCACAAAAACUGUUCCUUAUGCUGGGAAUUCGUCAAACAAUAUUGCGGCUGGCUCGAAUAUGGCUACCUUACCUACAUCCACAAAUACCUCGUCCAAUCAACGUCCAGUGCCAACUGCAACCGUGGCGCAUUCCGGGAUUACCAGUUGCAAUUCACAAGUACUUGGCCGAACCAAGGUAAUACUAGCAACCGCUGUGAUAGUGCUGAUUGAUGACGCCGGCAAGGAGCACUUAGCUCGUGUAUUGUUAGAUUCUGGCAGCGAGUAUUUCUAUGUAGAUGACCUUUACUCGGGAGCAGCGACAGUAGAAGAAGCAAUCGAACUUCGGAAACAAUUGGAUUCCCUACUCUCUGCCGGCGGGUUCCAGCUGAGGAAAUGGGCAUCUAAUAUCGCAGCGGUGCUAAACGGUGUUUCUCCAGAGAACCGUGCUAUUCAAGAGCAGCUCGAUUUCGAUCGAGACCAAACACUUAAAAAACUCGGAUGUCAACAGCAAGUGUCCUUCCCGUCAUGUACGGGAAGCAAGACCUACGGUUUGGAUCUACCUAUCCGAACCGAGGGUCCGGAUCCAGACACUCGUCUGGAUCUAAUCACCAAGCCUGGGUCUGGUUCAGGUCCGGACAGUGUUGCCACAAUUAAAUAUGUACUGGGAGUUCAUAUCAAAAUUCUUUUCUAUCUGUACUAUUCUAUAGAAACAUCUGUACCAGAUUCUGUGCCCAAACAAUAA